AUGGAAGAACCAACUAAAGCUGACAUUGACGCAAUUUUCAAACGAUUAAGGACACUUCCUGCUAACAAGGUGUGUUUUGAUUGUGAUGCAAAGAAUCCAACAUGGGCAUCAGUUACUUAUGGUGUGUUUCUAUGCAUUGAUUGUUCUGCGCGGCAUCGCGGUCUCGGCGUUCAUUUAUCGUUUAUUCGCUCGACGAAUUUAGACACCAGUUGGGGAUGGCUUCAACUUCGAGCCAUGCAAGUCGGUGGCAAUGCGAAUGCGGAUGCAUUUUUCCAACAACAUGGCUGUAAUACCAAAGAUACCCAACAAAAGUAUAAUAGUCGAGCUGCUCAACUCUAUCGUGAAAAACUACAUCAACUUGCAACUAAAGCAAUAAAACAAUACGGAACGAAACUUUUUCUUGAUGAUGCUCAUAAAAGUGAACAUAGCCAGUCAACUAGCGAAAAGAAAGAAGGUGAUUUCUUCCAUGAACAUUUUCAAGCGCCAGCUAAAGCUUCUUGGGAAGACAACGUCGAACUUUCAACACCAUCAAGUAAUUCCAAUCUUGAUCGAAAUGAACAAACCGAAGGACCUUCUGUCGAUCCGAAUGCAUUGAAUAAUGAUGGUUCAGCAAAAUCUCUUGACCCAAAAAAAUCAACCAUUGGUCAGCGUCGAGCUCCUCAAUCCAAGAAAAAAGGAUUCGGUGCACAAAAAGUAACAACUGAUUUUAAAGAAAUUGAACGUAAUGUCCAAGAACAAGAGAAAUUACGUGAACAACAAGCACAAUUUGAAAUCGAAAAUCGUAAAGAAACAGAAAAACAAUUGGAAAAGCAAAUGGCUGGAUUGAAAUUUGCAUAUGAAGAUAUUGGUAAGAAACGUGAAGUCGAAGAAGCAAAAUUAAAACAAUCCAAUCCACAAAAAGCCGAACAAAUGGAACGUCUUGGUAUGGGAUUUGGAAGUCGAAGCGGUGUAAGUCAUAGUGCAAUGACAGAUAUGCAAACAAUUCAACAGGAAGGUGUCACAUCAACACGAAAUGUUUCCUUGGCGGCAAAAAAUCGAGACUUUUUUGAUGACUUUACAUCAUCAUCAUCAUCAUCUGGCUUCAACAGCCGAUCGAAUUAUGAUGUAUCUUUAUCGAAAGAUUAUGAUUCAUACGAUGAGGAAUCUAGAAAAUUGGAUGAUGAUUUAUUCAAACCGAAAUCUUCAUCGAAGAAUACCGAUACAUUUUCAUCCGAAUGGGAAGUUAUUGAUCGUAAAACGCCAACAAAAGAAUUCAGUGCCAGUGGAAAUAGCUCUUCUUAUUCUUCAAACUAUGGCAGUUCAUCUGCUAAUAGUGGUGGCUAUAGCUCAUCAUCGAAAACAACAACAUCUUACAGUAGUGGAAAUAACGAUGGUGAUGCUACGAAACGAUUUUCGAAUGCCAAAGCUAUAUCGAGUGAUCAAUUCUUUAACAAAGAUUCGGAUAGCGAUCGAAACAAUACGAUCUCGCGCUUUCAAGGUAGUACAAGUAUCUCAAGUGAAGAUUAUUUUGGUGAUCCUAAUAAAAAAUCUCAAGAUCGUUCCAAUUACCAAGGUCCGGAUUUAACAACCAUGAAAGCCGAUUUCAAAGAAGGUGUCUCGAAAGCUGCUGGUCGUCUCUCAUCAUUAGCUAGUAGUGUAAUGUCAAGUAUUCAGAAGAAAUAA
Messenger RNA from Adineta ricciae, 1662 nucleotides. The record is from the annotation of a GenBank genome assembly. NCBI's taxonomy places the organism in Eukaryota, Metazoa, Rotifera, Eurotatoria, Adinetida, Adinetidae.